This is a messenger RNA of Venustampulla echinocandica, 3543 nucleotides long. RefSeq names its product FYVE zinc finger. NCBI's taxonomy places the organism in Eukaryota, Fungi, Ascomycota, Leotiomycetes, Helotiales, Pleuroascaceae. Gene Ontology annotation, biological process: regulation of transcription by RNA polymerase II. The transcript is spliced from 3 exons. The record is from RefSeq and is a predicted model, not a curated record. The coding region runs from base 1 to 3543 and encodes 1180 amino acids.
AUGACUCCUGUGCCUGGGACGCCUCGUCGGCCUGCGUCGAGCAGAGCUCGUUCGAGCCGCCCUAGAUCUGCCGCCGCGGCCUCACGAUCCGAGAAAUCGACUCCUGCCAACAUCUCGUCCGAGCCCCCACUAAAGAAACGAAGAUACAUACCGGGCGGCCCAGGUGGCGGAGGGAGAUAUGUGGACGAAGAUGGAACGGAGCUGCCUGUGGGAGGAACGGGUCCUGGAGGAUACAACUAUGUUGGACCGCGUGGGCGCAUCGGACGGCAGAACGCCGCGAUGGGCUUGGUUCCACAAGUUUAUCCGAGAAGAGAUCGAAGCACCAGAACUCGAACAGUCCUUCCACGCUCACAACAACCGCCAAUGAGGUUCAGCUCCGCAGCUCAGGUCGCUGCGGUAGUGCAGAACGACGCGUAUAAACCGAGAGAAGAGAGAGCAUGGGAGGAAUUUCACCCAAACUUGGAUAUUGAAGGCGCGCUCCGCGCAUUUACUGCAUAUGAAGUCCAGGGAAUACCAGAGUCGAGACCCGUCACUCCCACAAAUGCGCCUCUGUCAACCGAUGGCUCCGCUACUGGCGCGAAUGGCAGUCUCACUCCGAAUGGAUUUGAGCCACUGAAGGUGAAGGAUGAAGGGAUCCCAACGCCUGCCGCUUCCCUGAACGGAGAAUCCGCGUUGACUAUUGCCAUACCAGGAACGCCUGGCGGAGGAAAGCGAAGACCUGGCCGUCCUCCCAAAGAUCCCGCUGCGUUCUAUGCUGCCAAAGCUGCGAAGCUUGGCGUAACCUUACAAUCUCCGGGAAUCCUCCAAAAGGUGCCCAAAGUUAGCCCCCCGGUGCAAAACAUCAACGCAAAGGAGAAGUUGACAUUGCCACAACCGUCGUAUCGGAAAACGGACACCUUGGCUAGGUUCGAAGAUAAAGCUCUUGGACUGGUCCGUUAUGUGGACAAAUCCAUGGCCAACGUUGGAUAUCAAGAAACGGAUGUUUUUAUCCGUCGACCACAUAGACUCAUCAAAGUCUCCGACUCAAAUCUGGAAGAAGAUCUUGAUCUCGGCCCUAGCCAUAAGAGCAACGGCGAAGGCAUCGUAGCGCUUGGUAGCGGUGGUGUCGGUCGCGUAGAAUACGAUAUGGACGAGCAAGAUGAUAAAUGGCUACAAGAAUACAAUGCGGAUAGGAAAAUGGCAGGGUUUGAGCCGAUUACGCGGGAAAUAUUCGAGAUUGCAAUCACCAAAAUCGAAAAGGAGUGGCACGCGUUAGAGAAGCGCAUACCAAAACCAAAUCCGAAGCCGCCCCAAACGCAUCGCCCGAGAUCGAGCUCCGCCGCUGCUGUCAAUGGCGAGCCUCAAGCUGGAGAGGAGCAGGAUAGCAAGUGCGCUAUUUGUGAUGACGGAGAUUGUGAGAAUACAAACGCCAUUGUAUUCUGUGAUGGCUGUGACUUGGCUGUACAUCAGGAGUGCUAUGGUGUUCCAUUUAUCCCGGAAGGCCAGUGGCUGUGUCGGAAGUGCCAGCUGAUUGGUCGCGGUAUCCCCACUUGCAUCUUCUGUCCAAAUACCGAUGGAGCGUUCAAGCAAACAAAUGCCUCGAAGUGGGCCCAUCUCCUCUGCGCAAUGUGGAUUCCUGAAGUCUCUCUUGGUAACCAUACAUUUAUGGAGCCAGUGAUGGAUGUGGAGAAGGUACCAAAGACGCGGUGGAAGUUAACCUGCUAUCUAUGCCAUCAACGGAUGGGUGCUUGUAUCCAGUGCGGCAACAAGGCCUGCUACCAGGCGUUCCAUGUUACAUGCGCUCGACGGGCUCGCCUAUUCCUGAAAAUGAAAAAUAACCACGGCACUCUCGCUGUACUGGAUGGAAAUGCUGUUUUGAAGGCAUUUUGCGACAAACACUGUCCUUCAGAUUAUACCAAAGAGAACGAUGUCCCCGGGGCAACACGGGCAGCACGUUCUUACUACAAGAGAGCUAUGCGCGGUCGCCUAUGGGCGGAUAGUCAAGCGUCGGCUUUAGCAAUGGCUGCGACACACCGUCAUGCGAUUAUGGAGCAUCCCCCAGACGAAUCGCAAAUUGCUGGUGUCAAAGCAUCAUUAACCUUGGCCGAAAGCAAGAAAGGCGCGCAGCCGCCAAAGGCGAUUUGGAAGCUCCCCUCCGGCGCACCAGUCAUUCCCCAGGUCGUAUUCAACUCGGUUGAAAGCUCGCUUCAACGUUUCAAUAUUCGCAAACGCAAAGAAUAUGCAGCCGAUGCUUGUAGAUACUGGACCCUCAAGCGCGAGGCACGGCGAGGGGCGGCGCUCCUCAAGCGUCUACAAUUGCAGAUGGAGACGUUUUCUUCUAUGGAGAUUACCCGGCGCAAUUUUGCUGGUAUGGGACCCGCUGGUAGACCGAGACUUGCGCGACGGAUCGAGUUCGCCGAGACUUUGACUCAAGAUCUAGAAAGAUUGAAAGCUUUGGCAGAAGAUGCUGUGAAGCGAGAAAGAGAGAAACUUACGGCAGUCGAGCUUGAAGAAGAUGUUGUCGACACUGUAUACUUUCCAGUCGCCAAAUUCUUCGCGCCAAUCAUUAAUAAAGCCCUAGCGCUUGAUAUAAAACUGGUCUUUACCAACGGUCUAAUCGAACUGCAGAAACGAGUUGAGCAGCGAUUCUACACUACAGCCACGGCUUUUGCCCAGGAUCUUGGCACAGUGGUCCACAACGGCAUAGUAUCACAACCGGUCCAAGACCCUGAUGUACCGGUUUCGAGCGAGAUCGUAAGGCAUGUCGUUCACGACGUAAAGGAGAGAAAGAAACUCGGCAAGAGGAUCAUCAAAGCCGUCCAGCCUCAACUUCAACUGGCCGUCCGUGCCGAGGCUGAUAUUUCUGGCAAAUCUGCGGAAGAACUCGUGCAGGAAUUAGAUCAGCUACUAGAAUCUAGUUUCCAGGUAACGGGAGAUACGAUUGCCGUAUCAGUCGGCGAUUCAGCAUCGCUGGCAGAUGCCGAGAUGAAGCAUGAAGGCGACGUUCACAUGUCAAAUGGUGUUGAGCUGGCGAAUGGUAUAGCUCAGAAUUCUGGGCACGACGACGUGGAAAUGCAGGACGUGGAUGCACCUGGCGAAGAAGACGACAUAGAAAAUGGUACGUCUGCCAUAGCGCUUGUUGAAGUUGAUGCGAACAUAUCGCAAACUAAAACAGAUGCUGUCAACGGCACCAAGGGCAACAAACAUUCCGGCGCCAAUGGCAAUGCAUCCGCUGUUCAGAAUAACAACCCCCCUACACCUCCGCUCUCAAAUGGCGAUAUUAACGUUGAUCGCGCGGAUUCUCUGACCACAGGCGGAAUUCCUUGGUACCUCAAGGAAUUCCAUCCAGAAGGGACAACCAUUUCGGAAGAACAAUGGACUGGCAGAGAGGCUAUAUCUCGAUUGAGUGAAGAUCUAAGUGAUAUGGACGACGAUGAGUUGAAGGGCCUAGGACUUGGAUUGGAUGUUGCUGAGGGAAACGAUGAUAUCGUCGUCGCCCCGCCUACCGUCACGAAAGCCAAAAAGGCCAGGCCGAAGAGGAGCAGGAAAGGAGGUAGAAGAUGA